Molecule: messenger RNA, 1896 nt
Organism: Fusarium verticillioides 7600
Lineage: Eukaryota; Fungi; Ascomycota; Sordariomycetes; Hypocreales; Nectriaceae
Exons: 5
Coding region: 620-1795 (391 amino acids)
Source: RefSeq, a predicted model, not a curated record
ACCCGGUCGGCCGCGGGAAGCUCGGCUCUUGACGACAGGCAUUUGUUAGAUCUGAGCUGGGAACGAAUUUCUCCGACGUAUCAGUGGACGGCAGAAGGGCAGUCCUCUGAGCUUUCAGCCACCAACGCACCAAAAUCACCAGUCUAGCGGCACUGGUCCGCUGUUCCAAACUUAGCAAUGACCACUGUAGCCAUCCCCAUUGACCAACCCAGUAAAAGUCGGCUCCGACAAGGAGAAAAAGGGGCGCUGCAGAGGUUCCUGUUGCCAUCAUCUGUGCGCUGCAGCCCUAUUCUGGUGGGUGCGCGAUCAAAGCGCUGACCCGGCUGAAUCAUAUGUCGGCCGCUAUGUCUGUCAAUCCCUACUGAAUCUGAUGUUGAUGACACGAUUGACCACGGAGGGGACCUUUUGAUCAAGUUUAAUUCCAAGGGGGGCCGAGUGUCACUGCGACCUUGUAUAUAAAACCCCCGGGGACCACUAUUCCCAGGAUCUCCGCUGUUGGCUGCCCGAAAUCCGGAUCGGCGUCUGGCUCUCCCUCCAUUGCUUGCCGCACAUGUCUUGACGUCUCGUUUCUUUUUUCUUUUUUUUAUUUCCCUUGUCUUCUCGUUCUUUGAGCUUUACAAUGGAAGAUGAACGAGGAACCAGGUUGCUGGUAUCAAUAUGGACCCUGUGCCUACUGAGUCUCAUCUUGUUGUUUUUACGUGUCUACUGCAAACUAUGGAGAGGCAAAGGUUUAUGGCAUGAUGAUUGGUGCCUUAUCGCGGCCUGGGUGGCGCUCGCCAUUUCUGUCUCCCUCAACACAUAUCUCGUAUCUCUCGGCUUCGGACGGCACGCAGCUACUAUUAGUGACGAGAAUCUGAUAAUAAUAAACAAGACGACCAUUGUGGGAGCCGCCUUUGGUAUAAUGGCCACGACAAUCAGCAAGACAUCUUUCGCCAUCACGUUAUAUCGAAUUGCCACCAACGCAUGGAUGAAAUACUUCCUCAUCUUUAUUAUCGUCACUAUCAACGUUUCGAUGAACUUGGUCUGGAUUUUCGGUUUCGCCAAAUGCACUCCUCUCGAGAGGGUAUGGAAUCACAAGGUGCCUGGAACUUGCUGGGACAAGUCAAAGCUUCUAACUUUUCAACUAUUCGCUGCUUAUUACUCCGCGAUCCUUGACUUUGUUCUUGCUUUACUUCCUUGGGUCAUCCUGAUGCGCAUGACCAUGCGUCGGCGAGAGCGACUCGGCGUUGCUGUCGCUAUGAGUUUGGGUGCUAUCGCCGGAAUUACUGGUAUAGUCAAGGCUGUGCUGGUCGUCAGUAUGAAGAGUGAGGACAUCACCUACGACCGUGUCGACCUCACGAUUUGGACCUUGACUGAGCCUGCCGCUUCCAUCAUGGCUAUCUGCAUUCCAGUUCUUCGUAUGCUGUAUCGAGAACUUAAGUCAAGUUCACGAAGUUACAACCGUAACAGGACCAAUACAACACCGCGCGACGCCGACACAAGGAACACAGCCGGGGCAUCAAAUGCUCGGCAGUCAAAGCGAUUUAACUCCAACUCACGAUAUGGUCGAAAUUCGGUCGUCAUCAUGUCAGGAUGGCAAGAAUCGCAAGAGCAUCUCCAGGACGAUUCCGACGGAAGCCAAAGCCAGACUAAGAUGUCCAUGAGCUCUGGAGGCGUGAUGAAGACUGAAGAAGUGAGAGUACACCACGAGCGUUUGAGCACAUUUAGCGAUGAAAAUUCGAUAGAGCUUAGGGGGUUGCCGCCAACCCAAGGGAAACCUGGGCAUCAAAAUGCUGAAAGGACCCCCUCAUUUUAGAUUAGAUUAAUCACAUACUGUUAAUGACCCGUGUGUAUACAUUUCAUGUUAUACAUUUCCUACGUAGUUGACAUCAACAUCGUAUAUCUUAGACCUUCCAA